UUGUCAUUGUUCUUCUCCCCAUCUCUCAUUUCCCAUUUCAGAGUUCGUCUUUUCACAUUCUUGAGAUCACGGUGCCCAAAGUAUACAUACUUUCCACAACCUACUAGUCAUGUCUUCUUCAAAGAAACCCUCAUUCUAUUGGAGACGAAAUACUCAAUUUAUUGGAUAUGAAAGUAAGCUAUCGCGCCCCCCUUCUAGAUCCCUGUUCAACCGCACAAGGAGUGAUAACCAAAAGGAAGAAAUAUACGGAGAAAUUAUAUCACGCGCCCCUUCUAGAUCCUUUGUCAACCGCACAAGGAGUGAUAGACACAAUGAAAAGUUAGAUGGAGCAAUCGCACUUUCUUUAGUAUCGCGGGUGCCUUCAAAAUCCUUG
Molecule: messenger RNA, 373 nt
Organism: Lactuca virosa
Lineage: Eukaryota; Viridiplantae; Streptophyta; Magnoliopsida; Asterales; Asteraceae
Source: the annotation of a GenBank genome assembly